UCGUCCCCAUUUGGACAUAGUUUUUUUGGACGGUGCCAGACGCUGACCUGGCUCAUCCUCAAUCUUGUUCGUUCUUGUCUUCUCUCUCUCUCUCUCUCUUUUUCUCUCUCUAUUUCCAUGCUUUUGCAGAAUCUGUCUCAUAUAAGAUUCCUCUAAGCCCACUUUCAAAAAUUUUCAAACCAAUCUCCCCUGCUAAGGAAGAAGGAAGGGACCCCAUCUCUCUUCCCCUGCCGUCCUUCCUGCAACUCUUCUACCUUUCUUUCUUAUGCCAUAGUGGGUAUCCUAUACAACCCAAAAAAAAAAAAAAAAGCUAUAUUUACUCUUCCACGAAUGCUUCAAAGCCGCGUUUCCUUCCUUACCACAGAUGCUUAGGAGGAACCCUCGUUGAUUCGGCUUGCUGCUUUUUUAUGUUUCUGUGGGGUUCGAGGGAUUUCCUAGUUGGAGGUUCCUGAAUAUUCCUCCGAUCCUUCCAUGAUUAGUAGGGUUUAUGGCGUUGUUACCUGGCUCCAAGAAGGCCCUUUCAUAGGGGCUUUCGAGCACUAGAUUCUCAGCAGGUGGACACUGGAGGUGAAAACAUUAACAUUAAAGGGCAUUAUGGGUGUGAAAGCUCGUGAAAAUGCUCAAGACUCUCCAAGAGCAGAGGUGGGAGAGAUAGACACUAGGGCACCAUUCCAAUCAGUCAAAGCAGCAGUCAGCUUGUUCGGUGAAGUAGCCGUCUCAAGGGAGAAAGCUACCUUUAAAAAGUCAAAUUCUCUUUCGGCGGAGAGGGUAUUGGCAAAGGAAACACAACUUCAUCUGGCCCAGAAAGAGCUCAACAAGCUGAAGGAACAGUUGAAAAAUGCUAAAACCACCAAGGCCCAAGCAUUCACUGAACUUGAAAAGGCUAAAAAAACAGUGGAGGAUUUAACCAAUAAGCUGAAAAGUGUAAAUGAGUCUAAGGAGUCGGCAGUUAAGGUGACAGAGGUGGCAAAGAACCAAGCAAAGCAACUCGAAGAAGCAAACUCUGGUUGCCCUGUUGAAACUGAUGGUGCUUGGAAACAGGAGUUGGACAAUGCCAGAGAACGGUAUGCAGCCACCAUUUCUGAACUUGAUGCUGCCAAACAAGAACUCAGAAAAUUCCGUCAGGAUUUUGUGUCAUCCAUGGAAGAAAAAGCUGCUGCAUUCAACCAAGCAGCAGAAGCCGAAGUCAUAGCAAAGGUUAAUGAAGAGAAGGCUGCUGAAUUGUCAAAGGAAAUUGCAGCCACACAAGAAUCACUUGGGCAUGUGAAGCUGGCUUCUUUGCAAGCUCAGCAGGAGCAAGAAAAGAUUCUUGAGGAAAAAAAUGUCCAAAGGCAGUCUUAUAGAGCUGCCCUGGAAGAAGCACAGAAUAAACUACAAUCUUUGAAGAAAGAGUUUGAUCCGGAAAUCACCAGGAAUCUUGAAGGUAAGCUUGCUGAAACAUCUGCUGAGAUUGGGGUGUUACAAAAGGAGAUGGAAAAUGCCCGCGCUUCUGAUCUAGAUUCUGUAAGAACUGUGACUUCAGAGCUUGAUGGUGCUAAAGAGGCAUUGCAAAAAGUUGCAGAGGAAGAAAGCACUCUUGGAAGCUUGGUGGAGUCCCUUAAGGUGGAGUUGGAAACAGUGAAGAAAGAACAUUCUGAACUGAAAGAGAAGGAAGCGGAAACUGAAUCUGUUGCUGGGACCUUGCAUGUGAAGCUCCAGAAAAGUAAGGGUGAGCUUGAGGCAGCCCUAGCUGAAGAAUCUAAAGCCAAAGGUGCUUCUGAUGAGCUGAUCUCUACCCUCCAACAGCUAUCCUCAGAAUCUGAAAAUGCAAGAAAGGAGGCAGAAGAAAUGAAGAGAAAUGCUGAAGAGCUGAAGAAAGAAUCUGGAGCCACCCAGACUGCCCUGGAAGAAGCAGAAAAGACACUACAGAUAGCACUGAAAGAGGCAGAAGAAGCAAAGACUGCGGAGGCUAGGGCCCUUGAUCAGAUUAAGAUAUUGUCCGAAAGAACAAAUGCAACUCGUGCCUCAACAUCAGAAUCUGGUGCAAUGAUCACAAUCUCAGGGGAGGAAUUUGAGUCUUUGAGCCGGAAAGUUGAGGAAUCUGAUAAAUUGGCUGAAAUGAAAGUAGCUGCAGCAAUGGCUCAGGUGGAAGCCGUAAAGGCAGGUGAGAAUGAAGCACUAAAGAGGUUGGAGGCAGGCCAGAAGGAGAUUGACGAGAUGAAGGCUGCAACAGAGGCAGCUUUGAAGAGGGCAGAGAUGGCAGAGGCAGCAAAGAGAGCUGUGGAGGGAGAACUGCGGAGGUGGCGUGAAAGGGAGCAAAAGAAAGCAUCUGAAGCUGCUGCUCGAAUUCUCGAGUCGGAGGUUUCUGCACCUUCAUCGACACAGAAUACCACGGUUCAGAAGCAGAACCAACCAGAGAAGGUUGUUGGCAUCCGUAAGCUGGAUAAAGAAAAGACAUCCAUCUCAAAGAAGGUAUUGUUGCCCAAUCUCAGUAGUAUCUUCCAGAGGAAGAAGAGCCAUAUUGAGGUUGGCUCUCACUCUUACCUCCCUGGGGAGAAACCAGUGUGAUUUUUUUUUUUUUUUUUUUUUUUGAUGAUGACUAUUGUGCAAGUGUGAAUGACCUGAGGGGAAGAAGGGAGAAAAAGAAGACUAAGAGGAGGGGGGAGGGGGUUGGGGGUUGGAAAGAAAAACAUGUCCAUGGCUUGGUUGUGUAUAUUCUAGUUCUAGAGCACUAGUAUCUAUGUUGUUUCUUUUCAUAUGUCAAUAUCUGGAGGGGAUGAUGACAGAUUAAUAAGACCAAAUUCUGAAGUUGAGAAA
This is a messenger RNA of Macadamia integrifolia, 2796 nucleotides long. Its product is annotated as WEB family protein At5g55860-like. The record is from RefSeq and is a predicted model, not a curated record. NCBI's taxonomy places the organism in Eukaryota, Viridiplantae, Streptophyta, Magnoliopsida, Proteales, Proteaceae. The transcript is spliced from 4 exons. Bases 595 to 2547 code for a protein of 650 amino acids.